Messenger RNA from Epinephelus fuscoguttatus (brown-marbled grouper), 1907 nucleotides. Its product is annotated as pro-neuregulin-4, membrane-bound isoform-like. The transcript is spliced from 5 exons. The coding region runs from base 130 to 459 and encodes 109 amino acids. The record is from RefSeq and is a predicted model, not a curated record. Lineage: Eukaryota; Metazoa; Chordata; Actinopteri; Perciformes; Serranidae. Gene Ontology annotation, biological process: epidermal growth factor receptor signaling pathway; positive regulation of mitotic nuclear division; positive regulation of cell population proliferation.
GUCUUCAGAUAUACAACAAAAAGCAGUUAGGAGCUGUUGUGAAGUGUCACUAUGACUCACCUCGGGAACCUGCACUAACUACCAAAAGCUGGGAUUUCACAGCUGGAAGCAGUGAGAAAGACUUUCCAAAUGAUGGCAGAUCAUGGAGACCUCUGUGAUGGGCAGGAUGUGGCCUAUUGCAUGAAUGGAGGGACGUGCUAUAAAAUACCUGCCAUGAAUACACUCUCCUGUGUGUGCAAUGAAAAUUACAAAGGCAGCCGAUGUGAGCAGUUCCAGCUCUUCACCAGUUCCACCGAUGCAGGGCAGGCAGGGUUAAUUGCAGCCGUGGUCAUUGUUGCCCUGUUCAUCUUAGUGGUGCUGGCGGUUGUUAUCUACUACAUAUACAAGAUGCUGAAAGUCAGGCAACAGAGCCAACAGAACAAUCAGCAACCAUAUUGGAGAGUAAAACCAAGAGUAUGACCUUUCUCCUGAUGUAAACUUGUUUUUCUUUUGGCUGUGUGCGGAGUGGGACGAUGAAAGAAUUCUCAGAGAUGAGUGUCACUUGUGUUGUUGGAUGUGGCACUGUUUUGGGUGUGACUACGAACAACCUAUAGACAGAGAGGAAAACUGUUGUAUUGACCUUUCAGGGGAACUAAUGUAUUUUCAACCUGGGCUGUAUUUUCCCAUGUUUUUGUGUCUAAGUGACUAAUGGAGACAACAUUUUUUAAAUAUGGGCUAGUAUUGAGAGAGACCGCUGCAAAAGAGGCUGCAAUGUCAAUUUUUGUCCACUAAAUGUGUUUGUUUUUGCCACUGACAGGCUCAGAUUGUUAUCAAAAGUGUCUGGCAACUUAAAGCAAAGGACCCUGUGGAAAAAAGGAAAUAUUUUUCCUUACUUUUUGCUGGUAGCACUCUGAAAUCUCGCGAGAGGUGACUUGAUGCAGGAAAAACAAAAGUGGAGGGUCAGUGAAAGUUGUAGAGAGGAGUGCCAGGAAGAGUUUGUUGUGUUGGAGAACAGAAAGUGUUGCUUAGUGUUAUCCAACAAAACAAAAGUGGAGGGUUAGUGAAAGUUGUAGAGAGGAGUGCCAGGAAGAGUUUGUUGUGUUGGAGAACAGAAAGUGUUGCUUAGUGUUAUCUAAAAUAUUUUCAGUAUCAUGGCUGAAUAUUAAGCGGAUUUUGACAAUGUGGAAAAAGUGAGAUUUCUCCUUGGUUACAUGCAGUUCGUACUUAGGAAACCUUUCCAUUUUUCUGUAGGGUAUUUCCAUAAUGUUGUCAGACACUUAAAAUAACAAUCUAAACCUGUCUGCGCGUUGAAUGGGAUUACAAUGCAGCCUCUUAAGGCUGGAACUUCCUGUCUCAAUAGUGGGCCAAUUCCAAAAAUUGUUGUCUCCAUUCGUCACACUCAGACACAAAAACAAAGGGAACCAGGUUGAGAAUACCAAAGUUUCCCUUUAACUAAAGCCAAAGCAGGUGAACAGCUGAUUAAUCGUCUCAUGAAAUUUCUGGAGUCCGUGCUAUUUGCUACAGAAAGGUGUAAUUCAUUUACACACACAGACACACACAGACACACACAGACACAGACACAGACACACACACACACACACACACACACACACACACACACAGGGUGUGAAACAAGUGUGAGUGGGUGAGAAUUGAAUCACACCUUGCACUGUAGCCUUUUUACCACAGCUAUGAAGUUGGCACUGGUGUUACUCGUGUUAAAUCACAUUUCAAUCUAUGUGCUUUGCCUGAAAUGUAUUUACAAAGCAUCGUUGGACUAUGUUAAAAAUAUUAUUUUAAAUAUUAUUAUAAACAUGGAACUUGAAUGAUGGAAUUAUAAUAUGAUCCCUUGUAUCAAUGUUAUGCUCAGUAUGCUAUUGGUAAAUAUUUUUGCAAUUGUGUGAAUAUAUGCAAUGAUCUCAACUGAA